This is a messenger RNA of Drosophila virilis, 6406 nucleotides long. It is a transcript of the gene Ac76E, whose product is annotated as adenylate cyclase type 2 Ac76E. Gene Ontology annotation, biological process: intracellular signal transduction; cAMP biosynthetic process; adenylate cyclase-activating G protein-coupled receptor signaling pathway. The record is from RefSeq and is a predicted model, not a curated record. Gene Ontology annotation, cellular component: plasma membrane. Lineage: Eukaryota; Metazoa; Arthropoda; Insecta; Diptera; Drosophilidae. Gene Ontology annotation, molecular function: adenylate cyclase activity.
UAUAUAUUGAUAUAAAUAAUUAAGCUAUAUGUAUCAAAUACACAUGUGAAAUUUGUUUGAAUUGCCAAAAGCAACAACAACAGCAACAGCAACAACGCAUCGACAGCCUCCAAUCAUUUAGCGGGCGGCAACAAGUGCAGCCUGUCGCCUGCACCAGGCAGGCAAUUUCAUCGCGCAGCUGGCGGCUGUGAGUUUUCGUUUUGGUGUUGGCUUUCCUCUUUGCCAUGGUAAGCCACAAUGCGAAAAUUGUGAAAACGGAAAAUGGCACGAACGCAUCCAUUAUUGUAACAGCCGGCAGAAAUGCAACGCAACCAAUGAAGACAACGACGACGACGACGACGGCGAUGAUGGCAACAACAUUGUCGGCUUCCCUGGCCGACUUGAGCGAUCAGGAAAAUGGGACGACGGCUGAGGAUAUACACCUGAACGAUUUAUAUACACGCUACCGGCAGAGGCUGCGCAAGUCGCUGUUCAGAUCGGGCCUGGUCACAUCGCUGGUGGCCUGUGUCGUGUCCAUAAUAAUUGGCAUCGUUUACGAGCAGCACCUGUUGCAGACCCUGCUGCUGGUAUUGGCCGCCCUAAUCUCUGGCUCGAUACUGACAGCUCUGCAGUUUCCGGCGGUGCUCAGCUCGCCAGCGGCAGCCUUGGCCUUUGCCAUUGUCACCACCUUCUCGCUGGGCACCAUUGCCGCCAUCACUGGCGGCGAGCUGGCUCCGCUGCCCAUGUAUGCACUGUUUCUGGGCAUCCACACGAUGCUGCCCAUUUCCUGGCCGGUCUCCGUGGUGCUGGCGUUAUUUAUGACGGCCGUACACAUCGUUUACAGAAUCGGCACCAGCCCGGACUAUGCGCCCAAUUUACCCAUGCUCUUUGGGGAGAUUGUGAUGUUGGCCAGCGCAUCCGUUUCCGGUCUGUACUAUCGCAUCAUGUCGGAUGCCGCACACAAUCGCACUGUGGACGGCACACGCACUGGAAUCGAGCAGCGCGUAAAACUUGAGUGCGAACGGGAGCAACAGGAGCAGCUGCUUCUAAGCGUCAUACCCGCAUACAUAGCCGCAGAGGUCAAGCGAAGCAUUAUGCUGAAGAUGGCGGAUGCGUGUCAGCGUGCCGGCGGCCAAGCCUCCACGUCGGCGACGCGCUUUCACGAGCUGCACGUGCAGCGGCAUACGAAUGUCACAAUACUUUUUGCGGACAUUGUUAACUUUACGCCGCUGUCAUCAUCGUUAACGGCCAGUGAUUUGGUCAAGACACUCAACGAUCUGUUCGGUCGCUUCGAUCAAAUAGCCCAGGAGAACCAAUGCCUGCGCAUUAAAAUUCUGGGUGACUGCUAUUAUUGCGUGUCCGGGCUGCCCAUCUCAAGGCCGCAGCAUGCCACCAAUUGCGUCAACAUGGGCCUACAAAUGAUCGAUGCCAUCAGACACGUGCGUGAGGCGACCGGCAUAAAUGUUGACAUGCGAAUUGGCAUACACACGGGCAACGUGCUCUGCGGCGUCCUUGGCCUACGCAAGUGGCAAUUUGAUGUUUGGAGCGAUGAUGUUACCCUGGCCAAUCACAUGGAGAGCGGCGGCGUUGCGGGUCGCGUGCACAUCACAAAGCAAACUCUGGAUUUUCUGGGCGACAAAUUCGAGGUGGAGCAGGGCGAGGGCGGUGCCCGCGAUGCAUAUCUGGCGGACCAUAAAAUCGAAAGCUAUCUCAUUGUGCCGCCCAAGCCCGCCUAUAUGCACAGCGUGCCGCGGGUCGUGGAGUGCAUGGAGCACACGGAGCCUGUAGAUGAGCUUGCCGUGCCCGCCAAGGAAGACAACGAUGUAACUGAAAAGCUGCUGCCCGCUGAGACGCGUGCCGCAAAUGCUGCCGCUGGAGAUGCGGCCGAGAAGCUCUCGCCCACAUCUACCAACAGCCAGGAUGGUGUGCUGCAUGCGCCACUUACCUCCGCCGCCUCCAUGUCCAUCAAGGAGCUGUCCGAAGAGGAGGACGAUGUCGCUGCCACUGAGCCUCUGGUUGGCAAGCAGUUGGAGCCUGAUGUCAGCCAUGAGGCGCCAUCAAAUGUAACGCAUCGCGGCAGCGGCGACUCGAACGCUUCCGAGUCAGCGCCCAAGUCGACUGCAUUGUCCUUGCCCGCCGAUGAUCUGCUCAGCAUGAGCGGCAGCGAGAGCGGCAUCUCCAACAGCGGCACCCAACCAGCAUCCGCAUCAGCAUCCGCAUCGGCAUCCAAUGCAGCCAAUGCCACGCCCACAUCAACAGCAGCAACAGGCGCCGCCGCCGGCGUCAACAGUUUGACCGUGGCCGAGGCACCUGAGCGCUCCCGGCGCAAGCUAUCCGUUCAGGGUCUGAUGUCCUUCGCCGACAGACGUCGCUCCUCCGGCGCCUUUAUUGAGGGACGCAAAUUGUCCAUACACAGCGGCGAAAGUUUUCGCAGUCAUGCGGGUCAUGUGACACGAAAUCGUCCCUCCUCAAAGAUGACCAAAUACGUGGAAUGCUGGGGCGCCGAUCGACCCUUUGCCAAUAUUGCCGAAUCCAAGCUGGUGAAAAACAUUGGACUAGCGAGCAUUGCCAUGAUUGAAUCAAAUUUGCUGCCGCCAGAGCGUAAAUGUUUCAAUUUUAACUUCUUGGGACCGCCCACAGAGCUAAAGCCGUUCACCAUGUGGUACCGGAAUACGCCUCGGGAGGCCAUGUACCGAGAACAGCCGGACACGCACUUCCGCUUCGACCUGAUAUGCGCAUUUGUGCUCUUCCUCUCGCUGGCCGUGGUGCAGCUGAUUGUAAUCGAAUUGAACCUGGCGCUGCUCGGCUCGUUGCUGGCCAGUUUUAUUUCGCUGGCGCUGUUCCUCUAUCUGAGCAACAUGUCCGUGCCGGAUGUGCAUGCCUCAAGCACGGAGCGUAAUGGCCCCGGCCAGGUGGUGGCCAGCAGUCGCUUCUUGCGCAUGGCCAUGUUCAUCAUUGUCAAUAUACUCAUCUCAUCCUGUGCCGUAUUCAGUGUGAUCAAUUACACGCUGCCCGAUGAGUUGCCCUAUGCAGCCAGCAAUGCCACCAAUAGCACCAGCGAUAGCUUCAAUAGCACGCUUCUGGAAGAUCUGCAACCACUGGAUAUUGCGCAUGCCAUACCCAAAGCUCCGAUCUUCCUUUGCUGCUGCGCCGUCAGCUUGGCGGCGAUUUCGGCCUUCCUGCGUUCCGGAUUUAUACUCAAGCUGAUUGCCAUGCUCUUGGCUCUGAUCGGACAGGUGAUUGUACUCGGCUAUAGCGAUCUCUAUGUGCAGUAUAAUCUGCUCAACUAUGAUAAUGGCUUACCGCUGGAGGUGAAGGGCUUUUUGCUGCUGUUGCUGGUGAUUGCCGUGUUGCAUACGCUGGACCGUCAGGGCGAAUAUGUGGCACGUACGGACUUUCUGUGGAAGGCCAAGCUUAAGGUCGAGCAGGAGGAGGUCGAGACCAUGCGAGGCAUCAACAAGAUUCUGCUGGAGAACAUUCUGCCGGCUCACGUGGCGACACACUUUUUGCAUCUGGAGCGCUCCACGGAGCUGUAUCACGAGAGCUACUCCUGUGUGGCCGUCAUGUUUGCCUCCAUACCCAACUACAAGGAGUUCUACGAUGAGACGGACGUCAAUAAGCAGGGCCUGGAGUGCCUGCGUCUCUUGAAUGAGAUCAUUUGCGAUUUCGAUAAGUUACUUUUGAAACCCAAAUUCAGUGGCAUCGAAAAGAUCAAAACCAUAGCCAGCACCUACAUGUGUGCGUCUGGCCUGCGGCCCGGCAAGGAGGAUGGCGCCACGUCGCGUAGCUUUGCGGAUGAGAAACGCACCGAGGAGCACAAUGUGGUCAUAUUGGUGGAGUUUGCAAUUGCUUUGAUGUCCAUAUUGGAUUCGAUUAAUCGCGAAUCGUUCCAGCGCUUCCGGCUGCGCAUCGGUCUCAACCAUGGCCCGGUAAUUGCUGGCGUGAUUGGCGCCCAGAAGCCGCAAUAUGAUAUCUGGAGCAAUACCGUUAAUGUGGCAUCCCGCAUGGACUCAUGUGGCGUUAUGGGCAGACUUCAGACAACGGAAAACACAGCUAAGAUAUUAAUGGCCGCCGGAUACGAGUGCGAGUGCCGGGGCCUCACCUAUGUCAAGGGCAAAGGCAAUCUAGUCACAUACUUUGUAAAGACACCAUUCGAUGGGAAAUUGUAAUUGGAUGCGUCCAGUAAAAAGCGCAAUUUGUUGUUAAUAUUUGCUAUUUAUAGAAUGUAUAGAAACAUUUUGUUAUGUUAAGGCAUGUUGUUAUUAUUUUUAUUUAUUUUGGAUAAACAUAUUUCGUUUAAGUCCUUUCAAGAAUUUUAAGCAUUUAAUUUGCGCUGCACAUUAAGAACUAUCUAUUAAGUAUUUGUUUUAGUUAAUGUUUAAUUGUUAUGUAGCACAAUUUGUUGGCAAUUUAAUGCGUAGCUCACUUAAACAGCGAAUAAUUAUAUUGAAUAUGGCAACUACCAUGCUAUAGUAUAUAGUCAAAUCAAAUACAAAAAUUAACUAAAAUUAAAUAACAAAUGCAAAUUAGCCCACCCCCCCAAAAAUAAUCAACACUAAUAAUAUUAUAUAGGAAGUAAUGCAAAAUAUAUUUAUUGUGUGUUCCCAUAGAUUCUUCGACUACUCGAAAUUCCUAUCGAAAUCUAUUGGAACACGCUAUUUAUUUAAAUUUUAUGUGCCAUCUUAAGCUCUAACACAAAUGUUGAACAUCACAAACUAUCUAUGAAAUUGUAGAUUUUUUAAAAAUAAUUUUUAUAUUGUGCCACUUUUUGUUUUCUCAAUUAAAUAAAGCCGCACUUGCGGGCGGCUUUGCUGGAAACCAUUUAUAAAUCGUACACUUUGAGAUUUAUAUUAUCUUAUAUGUGGCGCUGCAAAGUAUCCCCCCCCAGAAAACAUAUCCCAUCAAAUAUGCUAUACCUCCGACUUAAGCCAAUCUGAUCAGUUCUUACCUAUGGAAAAGUACUCUGAACUCUGUGCAUAUCUUUGCAUUUGCUACCAAAAUUUUACAAAUAUCCAACAAAUAAUCGAAAUAUUUACGAAUGUAUUAGAAAUAUUCAUUGCAAGUUGAAAAUAUUAUAAACGAAAAGAAAAGCUUACAGUUACAUACAUAUACAUAUAUAUAUAUAGAUUGCAGUGCUUUUUUAUGUCAUUAAAAUAAUAAGUGGUUCAAGUUGUUUGGCUAUUUAGAAACUAUUUGAUUAUUGCAACUCAAUAAUUUUAUCAAAUACUAUUUAUUAAAUAAUAUACAAUCGAAGCUAUUAACGUCUUCUAUUUCGAGUAUUUAAUUGUGGAUUGAAACAUCAUUUGGCUGGAAGAACAUAAAUAGCUUUUUGGAAACUCUUUUGGUAAAAAUCAUAUAUUCAGUAGGCUAUACAAGUCUUUUCAAUCUGGUUUACAGUAUAUUUUACGUCUGUAUUGUAACAGGAUUGGUUAUAAACUGCAUAUUUCGUUUUUCAAAAAGCAAAUUUAACGUCAACUAAAAUCACACUCUUAACAGCUGGCAUUGCGGAUCAUCAUGUCCGCCGUGGUGUGCGAAUUUAUAUUCAAGCUAUUCAUUGCGUAUCUCUGUUUUCUGAAUCUGGCGAACAUAACUGCAAAGCGAGCUUUCACACUAACCAGCCAGUAUAAGAAAUUUUUGGGCAUACCCUAUGGCACGGAACAGUUCCUGGAGAUUCAUGAACGCGAAUAUCAAUACACGUUGCCCGCAAUUGCCGCUGUAUUGGCCUGCAUGGGCUGUGAUGUCAUACAUUCGUUAUGUUUUCUAUUUGUAGCCGAGGAGUUGCAGCAUCGUUUGUGGCAUUUGAUGACCAAGCUUUUUUGGAUUUCAAAAAGUCUGUGGUUAUUUCUUUACAUAGCAGGCUUCACAACAAUUUUACGAUCCCAUCACGAGCUAUACUUGAUCACACAUGGACUGCAGCUGGAGAACGUCGAUGACUUGUUAAUUAGUUUUAAAUUUCAGUUCGUUUGGCAAACGGUUGUCUUCAUAUUCGCAAUUAUAUGCUGGAUGGAAGAGGACACUCUCACCAAAAACUAUUACAAGCUCUUGAUCUAUGAGCGCGACUAUCAGAUUUAAGAAUACAUCACAAUAUGCGCUUGGUAUGUAGAUGAUCUUAUCAAUAUGCUGUUUGCCUCUAAGUCUCGCUAUGUCAAGUGGCCAGUUUUCGUGUGGUGUCCGGUUGCCAGCGCCUUCCAUCAGCAUAAUUUGAAUUGAAAACGUGGCAGCACAUUUUGUUGAACUCAGCAUUUAUCAACGCGUUGCAUUUCUUGAACCAGAACCAUUUUUCCAGGCAGUCUCAUAUACAACGCAGGCGCGGAAUCGGGCACAAUUCAGUCGACUUUAGAGCGUUCAUCGAGCACAUUUACGUUACAAAAGAUUGUCUUAAAUGUGUAUUUUAUUAAAAUGUGAGUAAAUUUAACUGCCUGACGAA